GUCAGUGGGCGGAGCCAGCACAGUGGGCUAGCUGUGACUUGCCCUGUACAGUAGAACUUCCAGCUGUAGGGAAAUCUCAUCGCUGUCUGGAGUAUCCUAGCGCCCACAGAAGCAGGAGAUUGCAGACUAGAUGGCUCCAAAAAGGAAGGCUGCCACCCAGGCAAAGGCUUCUGGGAAAAACAAGAAGGCCAAGGUAAAAAAGGAGAUUAAAGAGGAAGAGACUGAGCAGCCGGUAAAGGCCCCUGACCGGUUCCAGAGUGCAGUCCAGGCUCUAAAGGCUGCAUCAGGAAAGAAGGGGAAGGCCAAAAUUGAUUCUUCUUGUCACCUAAGCAGUUAUGGAGAUUAUGAGGUGUAUGAAGAUUACGAUUGUAUGUUAAACCAAACUAACAUCGGAAGCAACAACAACAAGUUUUACGUUAUCCAACUAAUUACAAAAAAGAACGAGUAUUAUUGCUGGAACCGCUGGGGCCGAGUAGGUGAGGUGGGACAGUCUAAGCUUUCCCCAUUCCCCAAGUUGGAAAAUGCACAGAAAGAUUUUGAGAAGAAGUUCAAGGACAAAACAAAGAACUCAUGGUCAGAAAGAGAGAAUUUCACGCCCCAUCCUGGGAAGUACACAAUUAUUGAGGUGGAACAUGAUGACGACAACGGGUCAGGGGAGGCUACUGUCAAGGCAGACACAGUUGAUGGAACUGUACAGAAGGUUCGGCCAUGUUCCCUUGACAAACCCACACAGGACUUAAUCAGUCUGAUCUUUAGUACUGACAUGUUCAAGGAAGCCAUGCAGACCAUGAAUUUAGACAUUAAGAAGAUGCCCUUGGGGAAGCUGAGCAAGGCACAGAUCGCAAAGGGCUUUGAGGCUUUGGAUGAGUUGCAGGCAGCACUGGACAGAAAAGCGAACAAGGGGGUGCUGAGUGAUCUGUCCUCCCGAUUCUACACCAUCAUCCCACAUAACUUCGGACGUAGGACACCUCCUGUUAUUGACACCUCAGAGGUUUUACAAGCCAAGAAGGAUAUGCUACUGGUGCUGGCAGACAUAGAGCUAGCUCAGACCCUGCAGGCAGACAAGGUGAAGAAGGAGGAGGAGGAGGAAAAGGUACAAGAAGUUCCCCACCCUCUGGAUGUUGAUUAUGAGCUCCUCAAGUGUGACCUGAGUCUCCUGGAUACCAGCACUGAGGAGUACAAGGUGAUAAAAACCUAUGUGGAAAAUACUGGCCCCACAUACCGUACACUGAAGAUCCAGAACGUGUGGUGUGUUAACCGAGAAACAGAGGAGGAGAGAUUUAGUGCCCAUAAAGACAUUGAGAACCGCCGCCUGCUCUGGCACGGUACCAACAUAGCAGUGGUAGUCGCUAUCUUAAAGAGUGGCCUGCGCAUUAUGCCGCAUUCAGGCGGCCGUGUUGGGAAGGGAAUCUACUUUGCCUCUGAGAACAGUAAAUCUGCUGGAUAUGUUGGUUGUACAUCUAAGAACCUUGGCAUCAUGUUUCUAAAUGAAGUGGCUUUGGGGAGGGAGCACCAUAUCAAGAUGGAUGAUUGCUCCCUGCAAUCCCCACCAAAGGGUUAUGACAGUGUGGUGGCACGCGGGUUGACUGAACCAGAACCUGCUAAGGACCGCAAGCUGGAUUUAGAUGGGCGGAAGAUAACUGUACCACAAGGACGUCCUGUCAAGAUGGAAAAAUACAGCGACUCGUCCUUUGGUCAGAGCGAGUACUUGGUGUAUAAGGAGAGCCAGGCCCGAAUGCGCUACCUUCUGCUACUAAAGUUCUAAAGGAACUUUCCAGACUUAUCCUUGCUUUUUGCUUCUUUGCAACUACUGUAUAAUGGUAUAUACAAUUGGAUACUCACAGGCACUUUAUAAUGCACUGUAUUUGCAUGAAGCAACUGUCGAUCUGAUAUCAAUAUUAUGCACUGAACUUGUUUUAGGAGAAGAAAUACAGUGCAAGUUAUAUGAAGUUCCUCCACUUAUUAGAGUGCAGUUCUGAUAACCUCAGAUAUGCCCAGACCCCAGCUUAUAUGCAAGGAAAGUACUAUGUUUGGACCUUAUAUAUUUUCAUUGUAGAAAGAUUUUACUUGUUUUUUUAUUGUAUAUAUUCUUUAUAUGGUUAAGAUACUAUUACUAUAUUGUGUAAGAGUAAAUCUUGAUUAUCUGAACCUCCUGUAGCACUGCAGCUGCACAGUACUAUAUAAUAAGAGGCUGCAGGGAUCAAGAGCCCCCAUCUGCAUUUACAGGGUCCAUCUCUGUACAGGUACACUAAACAGUUACACGAAAUUCACCCUGAGCUUGUACGUAUCAUGUUAAAUGUACCUCUUUAUUAAUCAUUGGUGUACAAACAAACAGAUCAGUACUGUGAAUAUGUGCAUAGAUCGGUGUAGACAUGCAGUAAUAAAAAGCUGUUUGUGCCACUGA
Molecule: messenger RNA, 2404 nt
Organism: Xenopus tropicalis (tropical clawed frog)
Lineage: Eukaryota; Metazoa; Chordata; Amphibia; Anura; Pipidae
Gene: parp3
Product: poly(ADP-ribose) polymerase family member 3
Exons: 11
Coding region: 131-1765 (544 amino acids)
Cellular component (GO): centriole; chromosome; nucleus
Molecular function (GO): NAD+ poly-ADP-ribosyltransferase activity; glycosyltransferase activity; transferase activity
Source: RefSeq, a predicted model, not a curated record